Bacillus rossius redtenbacheri is the source of this 878-nucleotide messenger RNA. It is a transcript of the gene Trs31, whose product is annotated as trafficking protein particle complex subunit 5. Gene Ontology annotation, cellular component: TRAPPII protein complex; TRAPPI protein complex; TRAPPIII protein complex. The transcript has 4 exons. Bases 86 to 658 code for a protein of 190 amino acids. Gene Ontology annotation, biological process: endoplasmic reticulum to Golgi vesicle-mediated transport. NCBI's taxonomy places the organism in Eukaryota, Metazoa, Arthropoda, Insecta, Phasmatodea, Bacillidae. The record is from RefSeq and is a predicted model, not a curated record.
UGUAUGACGCCACGAUCGUUUUUUGUUUAUUUUUAAUUUGAUCCAAAAAUUGUUUUCAACAAGUAAUGAAAGGACGUUGUUGAAAAUGAGCAUGACAAUUUCAGCAGUUCGGCCUAGAACUAGUAUUCUUGAUAAAUCAUUUAGCCGAGGUCGCGGAGAAGUUAGUUUAAGUUGUUAUGCGUUGCUGUUUUCAGAGUUAGUUCAGUACUGCCAAAAUCGUGUUUCAACAGUUCCUGAUCUUCAAAUUAAACUUGCUGAAAUGGGGCAAGAAGUUGGCAUGAAGUUCAUUGACUUGCUGUUUGUUCGAGAGAGGAACUGUAAACGUGAAAUUAAGCUACUCAACAUGCUUCUCUUCGUAAAAUCAACUCUGUGGAAGGCCCUGUUUGGGAGGGAGGCCGACAAGCUGGAACACUCCAACGACGAUGAGCGGACGUACUACAUCAUUGAGAAGGAGCCGUUGGUUAACAAGUUCAUCUCUGUUCCUAAAGACAAGGGCAGCUUGAAUUGUGCCAUGUUCACUGCAGGGAUCAUAGAGGCAGUACUCAAUGGAUGUGGUUUCUCAGCGAAGGUUACAGCACAUUGGCAUAAAGGAACAACAUACAUGGUCAAGUUUGAAGAUUCUGUUAUCGCAAGAGACAAGCAAUUGGAAGAUAGAUAAUCAUGGUAAACUACUUACUAAUUUUGGGGACAGUAUUUUCAUUGUAAAUGUAUGAUCUCUGUACAUACCUACAGUCUUCAUUUAUGUGCUUAAUGUUUUUCUUGUUAAAGUUCCCUGAUUAUUUUGGCUAGAUGUUGAGUUAAAAAAAAAGCCACUGUUGAAGGGAAAAGAAAAAAGUGUUGUAUGUAUAUGUUUGAGAUUAAAUUCAUUUGACAUUAAA